AGGUGGCGGGAUUCGGCCGCGUGCGCUUUCCCGCCCGGGCUCGCCACGCCUCCGGCUGCGCGUCGGGCAUCGCCCACACGCUCGGUGUUGGCUUCCUCGCGCCUCCACGCGCCCCUCCUUCACCUCAGUUUUCUUCUAGAGCCCAGGCCCCGCCCGUAUCCCGCCUACCGGGCCUGGUUCGCCAGGCCCCAGCCCGCUCCUCCCCGCUCCUCGCCUCUGCCCCCCCUGCUGAUUUUCUGCUGAAGGCUGAAGCUCCAUGUUGUCCCCUCAGCGAGCGGUAGCGGCUGCCUCGAGAGGAGCAGGUGAUGCCAUGGAAAGCGGAAAGCCUGGUCCAGUGCAAGUUGUUUUGGUUCAGAAAGAGCAGCAUUCCUUUGAGCUAGAAGAAAAAGCCUUGGCUAGCAUUCUUCUGCAGGACCAUAUCCGAGAUCUCGAUGUCGUGGUUGUGUCAGUGGCUGGUGCCUUCCGAAAGGGCAAAUCCUUCAUUCUGGAUUUUAUGCUGCGAUACUUAUAUUCUCAGAAGGAAGGUGGCCAUUCAAAUUGGUUGGGUGACCCAGAAGAACCAUUAACAGGAUUUUCAUGGCGAGGAGGCUCUGACCCAGAAACCACUGGGAUUCAGAUCUGGAGUGAUGUUUUCACUGUGGAGAAGCCAGGUGGGAAGAAGGUUGCAGUUAUUCUGAUGGACACACAAGGGGCUUUUGACAGCCAGUCAACUGUGAAAGACUGUGCCACCAUUUUCGCUCUAAGCACCAUGACUAGUUCUGUUCAGAUAUAUAAUUUGUCUCAGAACAUUCAGGAAGAUGAUCUUCAACAGCUGCAGCUCUUCACAGAAUACGGUCGUCUGGCAAUGGAUGAAAUUUCCCAAAAACCCUUCCAGACACUGAUGUUUUUGGUUCGAGACUGGAGUUUCCCCUAUGAAUACAGCUAUGGACUGCAAGGAGGAAUGGCAUUUUUGGAUAAGCGUUUACAGGUGAAGGAACAUCAACAUGAAGAAAUUCAGAAUGUUCGAAAUCACAUCCACUCAUGUUUCUCCGAUGUUACCUGUUUUCUCUUACCACAUCCAGGACUCCAGGUGGCCACAAGUCCUGAUUUUGAUGGGAAAUUACAAGAUAUUGCUGGUGAAUUCAAAGAGCAGUUGCAGGCACUGAUACCAUAUGUAUUAAAUCCAUCUAAGUUAAUGGAAAAGGAGAUCAAUGGCUCAAAAGUUACCUGCCGCGGACUGUUGGAAUAUUUUAAGGCAUAUAUUAAAAUUUAUCAAGGAGAAGAUCUGCCUCACCCCAAAUCCAUGCUUCAGGCCACUGCUGAAGCCAACAAUUUAGCAGCUGCAGCCUCUGCCAAGGACAUUUAUUAUAAUAGCAUGGAGAAGGUUUGUGGGGGAGAGAAACCUUAUAUGUCUCCUGACAUUUUAGAGGAGAAGCACUGUGAAUUCAGACAACUGGCUCUGGACCAAUUUAAGAAGACCAAGAAGAUGGGUGGGAAGGAUUUUAGCUUUCGCUACCAGCAGGAGCUGGAGGCAGAAAUCAAGGAACUCUAUGAAAACUUCUGCAGGCACAAUGGUAGCAAGAAUGUCUUUAGUACUCUCCGAACCCCUGCAGUGCUGUUCACAGUCAUUGUUAUUUUGUACAUAGCCUCAGGCCUCACCGGCUUCAUUGGUCUUGAGAUUGUGGCCCAACUGUUCAACUGUAUGGUUGGACUGCUGUUAAUAGCGCUCCUUACUUGGGGGUACAUCAGGUAUUCCGGUCAAUAUCGAGAGCUGGGCGGAGCUAUUGACUUUUGUGCAGCAUAUGUGUUAGAGCAGGUUUCUUCUCAUAUUGGUAAUUCUACUCAAGCUGCUGUAAGGGAUGCAGUUGUUGGGAGACCACCUAUGGAUAAAAAAGCUCAAUAGCAUCUUAACUGAUCCAGCAGGAGCCCGACCAGUUCCUGGAUUCUUGGAUCUCUUCAUGGCCCUGGGUCCAGGUCCAGAGGAAGGGCAGAUCAGAAACCAUCUGGCAAGAGCUGCAACAGGGAACUGCAAUAAAUGAACUGACCUCUUCUGUGGUUUCAAAUUCUUAAACACAUUUCCAUUUCUGUUGGAAGCAUUCCUUUUCUUGCUCUUAGAUCCAAGUCCAUAUCUGUCUUGUUAUUCUCUGCUUUGUGCACUUUAUAGGCAGUGGGGGAAGCUAAAGAAAAAUGUGGAAAUGCAGCUUUUAAGUCUUUUAUGUGCCACUCUAGUGCCUUUUAAGAUUGAAUCCAUGCUUUUGUGGACACAAAGCGGAAGAGAUGGAGGAUAACCUCAUGAAAAUGUGCUAUUGUGGGUGAAACUUGUCAAUUCUUACAUACCUUACUCAUUUGAGAUGGUUUCCUUUUUUAAAAAGUUUACAAAACUUGGAGAAGCUUCAGAACUAAAGAAUAACUGAAAAUGAUGCCACUACACUUUUAAAAUCUUAUUUAUAAUUUUAAGAUUCUGUUUGCCAUAUGCCAUGGGAAAACCAUAUCAUAUUUAAAUAUACAUACUUUAAAAUAUAAGGUCUUUUACUUGAUAGCUUGGUAGUUUUGUUGAAUCUGCUUUAUUUUUUUUCCGAUGGCUUUUAGUACAGAGGUAAACAUGCCUGAAAAACCAGAGUAGCCCAUAAUAAGAGGAAUGAGAAUGGAUACUUUGAGGAAAAAGCUGAGUUUGAAUGAACCUGUGAACGUCUGUCAGUCACUUGAACUUGUGCCUUUAUUUUUUUAUAACAUGUAUAUGUUAUACGUAGCUCUCAAACAAAAUUGUCAUUUGAGAUAUUUUGGUUUUGAGUUUUGCAUGAGUAUAGAACUUUAUAUUAAGGAUUAGAGGAAAGAUUACCAAAUAUUAAUGCCUUUAAUGUCCUUUUUCAAGUGACUUAACAGUAAUUAAUAAUUGAAUUACCUGACUUAAAGUCUUUGCCCAAACUGUUUAUUUAUAUUCUUCUAUGCACUAAUGUUCUUAAUAACGAAGCUAAAAUUGUUAAUUUCACUUCAUGAGUCUUCCUGUAUUUACUUUUAGUGUUCAUUAGUCUAGUAGCUUUAGAAUAACUUUGGCUUAGGAAGGACCAAAGUCCUACCCAAAUAUAGAUAGUAUCUAGAAUUAUCUAUGAGUUUUUAAAAAAAUUUACUUUAUGAGAUGAAAAAGUUUUAUCUGUUGGUUGCUUUGUUUUCUUUGAUUUAUAAUGAUGAAUUACAGAUUUUAAAACUUGCCUACAAGUAUUUAUAUAAACAUUCAGGUAUAUGAACCUUUAUUUUUAAGAUAAUUUGAUUUUUGUUGUGGGAGGGAGGUUGGAGGGCUUAGGCAAAACCUGACUGGAAAUUUUAUAUACAUGAAGUAUGAAUGGAAAGGAGAAAAAAGAAAGUAUAGCAUUCAGUUGCUGUCAGGGAAUUUUCUUUUGACAAAACACUUUACCUCUCAAGUAUUUUUAUAAAUCCUGAAUUAAUUCUAAGCCCUUUACAUAUUUUCAUAUUUACAUACCAUCUUGUCUUGAAGUGCUUGCUAUUUUAUUCACUUUCUGUUAACAUUUUAGAAAAAUUUCAGCUUGUUCUAAAAGCUGUUCACUUGCAUCUGAGUGAUAAACAAGCUUUGACUAAUAAAUUGAAAGCUCACUUUAGAAAUUUUGGUGCAUUUUGAGGUGACUUCUCAUCUCUCUGAAGGUUCAUACUUACAGGCCUUUCUGAUAACUAAAAUUUUAAUGAAUUCUAUAAGUAAAUUUACAUGUAAGUAAAUUUACAGAUUUCAGAAUAAUUGUCCAAAGUGGUUCUACAUUUAAAAGUGACAGAGGAUGAUGAUGCAUCUCUUUAUUCUAAUACAGAAGUAUUUGGUUUCUUUUUAAAAAAGUGUAUGAUUUAAUAAUGUCUUAGGAUUUUGUUCCUGUUUAAUUCACCGUUUCUGUUUUGGUCUUCUACAGGAACAACCUUUACAAGAAUUACUCUUGAGUUUUUUUCAUUGUUUUUAGUUACCUUACUCUGCCUCUGGAAAGUGUUUAUGUAAAGUUUUGUGUGACAGUUCUUUGGCCUCUUUUUUUGGCCUCUUUUCUCUUUUAACAGUAAAUUGAUGAUUUUAUAUCAACCUUUUCAUGAAAGAUGUCUUCUCAUUGCUUAUAACCAGGUUGAAAAUGUCUUUUCCAGUUUUUCCCCCUUCAGUCUUUGCUUUGUUUGGGCUAUUGUGUAAGAAUCAGUGUUCACUGCUCUGUCACUGCUGGUGGACAUUCAUGCACACAUCGUUAAUUUGCACUUUCUUAACAAUAUAUGGAGCAGAUUUUUAUUAAACUGUAUGUGGAAAUUUUUUUAAAAUUCCGUUAAAAUAACUCAUUUCAGGAGAAAUUGCCAAUUUUUUUUUUGGGGGGGGCGGGUGCUAGGGAUUGAACUCAAGGGCACUCAACCACUGAGUCCCAUCCCCAGCUCUAUUUUGUAUUUUAUUUAGAGACAGAGUCUCACUGAGUUGCUUAGCACCUUGCUAUUGCUGAGGCUGGUUUUGAACUUGCAGUCCUCCUGCCUCAGCCUCCCGAGCCGCUGGGAUUAUCCAAGCCGCUGGGAUUAUAGGCUUGAGCCAUCGCACCCGGCAUGCCAGUUUUAAUAGUUCCAAUUUGCUUAUAGUUAAAAUAGUAGAAUCGAAGUUUUGAGUCUUUCACUGAGAGAUAUUUCUAGAUAAGUUUGUAGACAGGGCAAACUGUUAUACUGUAUGGUGAUAAAAAUUUUCACAUUUGUCACUUUUUUUUUUUAAAUGGUAUACCAAAAAUAUCUGCUUAUUCCAUGGAGGUUUAUGUUUUAACAAAAUUGCUUAUUGUUUGUUGUAUUUAUUCUAUUUUUUUCCUCUUACUUUGGGCAAGUAAACAAAAACACUGCCUUGUACUUGGAGUACUUUCUCUAGCAAGUCAACACAGAAUGUUUCUAACCUGGCUUAUGAAAAUGGUGCCUUGGAUAGGGUAUGUUUGGAUGAGCACAGAUAUGUAUGAGAGUUCUAGAGAAAUUAGGUAGGUUGAUUUUACCCAGACAAAAACAAUAAAAUAGCCCUCCCCCAGGAUUAAAAAAAAAAAAAAAGAUGAAACAUUUGUUAAGUCUUCUUCAUAGAACUGAUCUUUUUUUUUUUUUUCUUUUGUAGAACUAUUGGAAUGUGGCUCAGGAUGAUUUGAUGUUUCCACUGAAGGUAGCCAACAUGGGCUGUGUCAUUUCAGUUUACAUUUGGAUCCAACAAAAUUUUAGUCAAGGGAUAAGGGCAUAAUGAAGAUAAGCUUCAGUUAUUAAAAGUACAAACUAUCUGUAAUUUUUUUAAAUGACAUUAAGAAGCCCAUUGUAAAAGACUCCACUUUAGCAAUUUUCCUCCUGUUAUGAAAAGUCUCAUUGUAGCUGUAUUUUGGGUAGUGGUUCUCAUUUGCCUUGGAGUGCAUUUAAGACUUAACUCUGUGAUCCUCAGCUUUAUACCCAGGGAUUGCCUCUGUUGGUCUGGGCUAUGUCCCUGGAAUCGUCACUUUUAUAAACAUAUUGUGAUUCAGAGACCACAAGGAGACUAACCCAGAGGGUGGAAAGUACCAAUAAAGGAAAAUUUGGUGUUGUCUGGAGGCAGGUGGACAGCUCUUAAACCUGAGUUUCAGGAUCAGCGGUCUGCUGUCAGCUACAAUCACCAAGGGUUUACUGUGUUCAGAAUAAUAAGGGUGCCUUAAUCCAGAGGAUUGUUCUUCAAAAUCGUCAUAGUGCCUUCUAAGAGAAAAUAAACGAAUGUAACAAGUAUCUUAUAUACUAACAGUAUAAUUAGGAUUUUUUUAAAUGUAAUUUUGAUAACCGUUUUUCUUUUAAAAAGCCAAAUUCAGCACUGUGACUCAAAUUCCUAAAUCACACAGAAAACAAACUACAAAAAAAAUAAUGAACAAAAAAAGAGGAUGGGAUUAAAACAGAUAAUUAGCAGCUGAAGUACCCCAUAUCAGGAACUUUCUAAGAUCAAGAGGCAGAAGAGUUUUGAAAAACAAAAAAUGUUUCUUUGUGAAGGAAUUUCAUGUGACAAAUAAAAUUUAAAUGUACUGUUUUUAAGAUGAAAGGAAGGUUGUAGUGAUUCCCAAAACUUUCUAAUUCAGAUGGACAAAAGCUAUCAUGGAUGUAAACCUUAAAGGGGUUAAAUCUUGAACAUAUACAAAUGUUCCUUAGUUUUGUUUUUUCUUUUCUUUAAAAAAUGACUUGUUAAAAUUAUGUUCUGCUAGAUCCUUGCUUUUGGAUGGCUUCAAAUUUCAAUAUAGUUUUUAAAAAGUGCAAUGGAAUGAGAUUAUGCAUUAGUAUAUUAAAAGCAUGUUUCUGUUUUACUCCCAGUCAUUUAAUGGAAUAAAGAUCACAGUACCUUGUU
Ictidomys tridecemlineatus (thirteen-lined ground squirrel) is the source of this 6313-nucleotide messenger RNA. It is a transcript of the gene Atl3, whose product is annotated as atlastin GTPase 3. The record is from RefSeq and is a predicted model, not a curated record. NCBI's taxonomy places the organism in Eukaryota, Metazoa, Chordata, Mammalia, Rodentia, Sciuridae. Gene Ontology annotation, molecular function: GTP binding; GTPase activity.